Panicum hallii is the source of this 674-nucleotide messenger RNA. RefSeq names its product phytosulfokines 2. Gene Ontology annotation, molecular function: growth factor activity. The record is from RefSeq and is a predicted model, not a curated record. The transcript is spliced from 2 exons. Gene Ontology annotation, biological process: cell population proliferation. Gene Ontology annotation, cellular component: extracellular region. Bases 51 to 356 code for a protein of 101 amino acids. Lineage: Eukaryota; Viridiplantae; Streptophyta; Magnoliopsida; Poales; Poaceae.
ACAACUACCCUGAACAUCCUCAGAGACAGAUAGAACGAGGACCUUCAGAGAUGGCCUCCAGCUCCAAGCAGCAGCUGCAGGCUCCUACUCUCCUCUUGGUGGCAGCUCUGCUCUUCCUCGUCUGCGCUGCAAGUGUCCAGGCAGCAAGGCCGGCACCAGGAUCGAAGGACCACAUGCCACAGCUCGCUGUCUCCGCGACCGUAGUUGGCGACGAGAAGAGUGGCUCGGUGCCCGGGAUGGAAAUGCAUGAGGCAGAGCCUGAGGCGAUGGAGGAGUGCGAGGGGGAGGAGUGUCUCAUGAGGAGGACACUGGUCGCUCACACCGACUACAUCUACACCCAGGGGAAGCACAACUAGCCACUAGUGUGCAGGCUCACGCCGAACAGUGAAGUUCAGAAGAAAAGAAUUUCGCAUGGUCCACGAGCUACUAGCUUACCUGAAGUUCUGCAGCUCUGUCAGCAGUGGAUCAUCUUCAUAUGUAGGAGUACCUUAGUCGCCCGUGUGAUUUCCAUCAGCUUCUCGAGCUCAUGUAUUUGUACGACCUGGAAUGGUAUCCAUGAUCUUGGCUUGAGACGCUAAAUGGAAAUUCUAGACUAUUAUACUGUACUCCCUGUAAAUACUGAAUCAGCAAGUGUAGUCCUGUGCUUCAGUUGUAAGAAACUCUGGUUGUCUCCA